Molecule: messenger RNA, 1461 nt
Organism: Vespula vulgaris
Lineage: Eukaryota; Metazoa; Arthropoda; Insecta; Hymenoptera; Vespidae
Exons: 9
Coding region: 300-1358 (352 amino acids)
Source: RefSeq, a predicted model, not a curated record
CAUAAUCCACUUAUUUUUGCAACAACAAAGUCUCUAACGGUUCUAAUAAUCAAAAAUAAAAUAUUUGUGGUUUUUUUCGAAUCAUGAUAAUCAAUCCAAACACGAGUACCCACGAUUGGAAUUUUUUCUUCAUUCUUUUGUUUUUAAAUUAGGUUAAUAUCUAUUUCAUGUGUAUUUAUACAAUAGAAUUCGAAAUUAUCUUUGAUUAUUUUAUUAAAAUUUAAUCCAAUAAAUUGUUAAUUAUAUACGCAAUAUACGUUUAUAUCGAAAAUAUUUAACGUUUCAUUAUAAUCAAUGACAUGGAUGAUUUUAGCUUUUACUUAAAAUUUACGAAAUCCAUGAUUUUUAACCUGCCAAAUCUUAAAGAUCGUGCAAUGGCUGCUUUAUGGUUAAAUAAAUUGACUGAAAUAAAUGAAAGUACUCCGAAGGACAAUCUUCAUGUUGAAUAUUUGAAAUUAUUGUUAUUCGCAUUACAAAAAAACAAUCUUACAGGUAUUUUUGCAGAAUAUCCACCUGAAAAUUCACUUCCGCAACAUCCAGGGAUGAACACGGCAAUGGAUAUGAUAAAAUUAGUAAUUCCAACGAAAAAAUUGUCUUCCUUUCCUUCAAUUUAUACUGUAAUAGGAGAUGGCAUGUCUGAAUUAGCUGCAAUUCAGGAAAUACCGAAUUUUGGAUUGCACGGUUACUAUGCUAUAUCUAGUGAAGCUUUACCAUUGUGGACACAGAAUAAAGCUGGACAAUUAAAAAGCAAUGAGAAUAUAAAAAAAAUAUCUCGAUUUAAAGAUUCUCUUGAUUAUAAAAUGCUUAAAGAAUUUAAUUUACAACAAACUGCAUCACGAAAUGAUGACCCAAUGAAACGACCUAUAAUCUUUAAUGAAAUGGAUACAGAAGAAGAAAGCGAAAGAAAGGAAAUUUCAACAAAUGAAACAAGGCCAUGUUGGGGAACAAAUCGUUAUUUUGAAAAACUUUUAGAUCAAUCUCCUCAUAUUGCUACAGAUCUUGAACUAACAACAGCAGAUACAUUAUUGCAUAUACUUAAAGACAAAAAAUUAGAUAAGAAAGAAAUACAAGAUGAUUCUUGUAAUUUAUCUAUGAAAAAAAGACAAUUCGAAAAGAUGUCCAAUUUGACACCUUCUACAUGUGAAUCAGGAUGUGAUGGAAUACAAUAUCAAAGUGAUAGUGAAGAACAAUUGCAAUACUUAAAACCAAAUUUUGGAAACGAUGGCAAAAAUUAUUGCAGAGGAAAUAAUAUUCCAAGACAUAAAUAUAGAAAUAAAUGGAAAAAUGCCAGGGCCCAUGAAUCUUCCAUUUCUUCAAAGAGCUGUUUCUUAAAUCCAAAUUAUUGUUCCCGAUUGUAACAUGGACUUUUAUUUGAUCAGAUUUAUAACAGAUCUUUAUGAGACUUUUUUAUGUUAUAAUCAAUUGAUCAAUUAUACAAAAUAUAGAAACAAAGAAAAUAAA